Molecule: messenger RNA, 2715 nt
Organism: Miscanthus lutarioriparius
Lineage: Eukaryota; Viridiplantae; Streptophyta; Magnoliopsida; Poales; Poaceae
Source: the annotation of a GenBank genome assembly
AUGGGCGGCGCCUCCAAGCUGCUCUCCUCCCUCCUCCUCACCUCCUCCCCGCUCCGCCUCCGACCCACUACUACUGCCGCCGCCGCGGCGCUCUUCCUCUCCCCGCCCGCGGCGGCCUCGCGCCGCCCGCUCCUGCUCUCCUCGCCCUCCCCGCCCCGCACCCUCUCCACCUCGUCCGCCGCCGCCGCGUCCUCCUCCCUUCCGCACGGCUCCAGCUCGGCCUCCCCGGCGCCACCGCCCCGAGCUCCUUUCCCCGAGUGGUCCCGCCUCGUCGACCGACUUGCCGCCGCCGGGUACGGCUCCGGCGCGCCCUUUCCCUCUGACGAUCUCGAACUCGCGUCCGGAUGCGGCCUGUCGGACGGUGCGCAGGCCGCUGUCUCCACCUGCCUCGCCUUCGCGCGUGACCGGCCUGGCCUCCUCAGUUCGCUUCAAAGGAAGGACGUAGAGGUCCUGGUGGCCAAUGCGGCGCCGUCUCUGUUCAAGGAUGGGGAGGCAUCAGCACAGCGGCUUCGGCGCUACCUUGCUGGGGAAGAAACCGAUGUCAUUGUUUCAGAGAGAGCUGAAACUGUUGAUAUUGUUCGAUAUCUCCUAAGUUACACAUACGGUUCUUCUGACAGCUACUCAGAAGACAAGGAACUUACUGAUUCCGCUGUGAGAAAUAUCAUGGCUGAGUUAGUGAGUUUUAGUGGUCUUUCCCAACCUUCCACUUCUGCGGAAUCAACUCCCAACCAAAGUUGCUUGAGUCAGCAUGAACGAUUUUCCAGGCCUCCAGGGCAAAAUAUCAAAAUGAAGCGAGGUGAUUGGAUUUGCACAAGAUGUAGUUUCAUGAACUUUGCAAGAAAUGUUAGGUGUCUUGAGUGCAAUGAGCAGCGGCCAAAAAAGAUGUUGACUGGUGGAGAGUGGGAAUGCCCUCAGUGUGAUUUCUAUAAUUAUGGGAGGAAUAUGUCAUGCUUAAAAUGUGAUUGCAAGAGGCCAGCAACAAUCCCACCGAAUCCUGCAUCUGUUGGUGCCGGUUUAGGUGGUGUGGCACAGCUCCUUAGUGUAACGAGUGCUGGUAAAUCUGAAAUUGAGAGAAAACUUGCUGAAAAUGAUGAAAAGGCAGAAAGAUGGUUGAGCAAAGUAUCUCAACUUCAUGAUUCAGCUGACUUAAGUAGUCUAGCAGAAGAUGAGGACUUUCCUGAGAUUAUGCCUAUGCGCAAGGGGGUGAAUAAGUUUGUGGUUAGCACGCGCAAAUCACCACUGGAGAGAAGGCUUGCAAAUGCACAGUACAGCAGUAACAAUAGCCCCGCAUCAUCCGACCCAAAGAUAAGUCAAACUUUAGACAGGAUACUUGGGCGUUCAACUCCUACUGCAGCCCCAAACAAUCAAUCUGUUACUAGUGACUCACCUACUGAAGCUCCAAAGAAAUCAACAGACCACCUUGGAGGCAUUGGUCCUGUUCCGUUUGUGCCCCUGUCUGCAGAUCUCUUUGCUAAACCACAGAGUAAUAAUGGACAGAGCAAUGGGAAUGAAAAAAUCAAUGCAGAAGAUGACAGUUCCAUGGCAAAUAACACAGUGCCUGUACCUGAGAGGCAAAGCACGGAAUCAUUAGAUACCGCUGAGAAAUGGUCCAAAAAAGUAGCAGAACUUGACAAUGCAAAGGAUUCCCCAAGUGCAAUUUCUGAUGAAAAUUUCCCUGAGAUUAUGCCAAUAAGGAAAGGUGAAAACCGAUUUGUUGUUAGUAAGAAAAAAGAUCGCUCAUUGACAUCACAACAGUACAAAAGGUGCAGUAUUCUUGAGCAGGCAGACAGUUCUGAUUUUGUCCCAUUUGUUCCAUUUCCUUCUGGCUACUUUGCCAAGAAAGAUACACCAAUAGAGAGUACUACAGACACAGGUAUUGUGUCAGAAGGCGGUCAACCAAAAGGUAACCUGAAUAAUGAGAACUGGAACAGAAAUUACUAUAAGCAUCAAUCACAAUCUCAUGGGGCACAAUCUAGGCCUAGUGGUACUGCAUAUACUGGCACUCAGAUCACGGGCAACUCCCAGGGGAACUACAAUGGGAGCAGAGGUGAAUCUACUUACCAUGGAGCUAACUUUGAACAGCAACACUCAGGUUAUAGCAACAACAGUUAUUGGGGCAGUGAUAACAAUAACAGCAACAAUGCCUGGAGUGACAACAGCAAUUAUAACAACAAUAAUGCUUGGAGUGGUAACAAUUCCUAUAACAGCAGUACUAGGAACGGCAAUAGCAGCUACAACAGCAGUCAUGGUUAUAACUACAAUGGUACAUGGAAUGACAGCAGCAACAGUGCAUGGAGCAGCAACAGCAACAAUAACCAGAGUGGUUCAUUUGCUAAUAAUAACAGUGUCAAUAGCAGCAGUAGUUCCAUGAAUGCUAAUCACGCGGUUCACAGCUCAGGAUAUGGAGGAAACUCAAACAGAGGUUAUACUGGAAAGAGCAUGGAAGGAUCUGCUGUAAAGGAUCCUGAUCCUCUAGACAUGUCCGAGGAAGCUAAGGCUGAGAGAUGGUUUAGGAGGGCAGCUCAGAUAAAGGACAUCUCUGAGCUAGCGAACAUUCCCGAUGAGGACUUCCCUGAGAUAAUGCCGAUGAGGAAGGGGGUGAACAGAUUCGUUGUGAGCAAGAGGAAGACACCAUUGGAAAGGAGAUUAACAUCCCCACAAUACAGAAGGAACCUGCCAAUCGUCAGUUCUGAAAUGGACAAAGAUGCCAGCUGA